Molecule: messenger RNA, 1530 nt
Organism: Penicillium salamii
Lineage: Eukaryota; Fungi; Ascomycota; Eurotiomycetes; Eurotiales; Aspergillaceae
Source: the annotation of a GenBank genome assembly
AUGGUGAUGGCUUUCAUUAAAACCCUCUUUGCAUCGCCAGAAAUAAACCCCAGUAACCGCAAAGCCAAGUCAAUCCCGGUCUUCAACCCCUUUGAUCAAUAUGGACGUGUGUUCUUCUUUUCAUGGCUCGGUUUCAUGGUAGCCUUUCUAUCAUGGUAUGCUUUUCCACCACUGUUGACUGUAACUAUCAAACAAGAUUUACACAUGACACAACAAGAGAUCGCCAAUUCCAACAUUGUCGCACUACUGGCAACGUUACUGGUCCGGUUCAUCGCCGGACCCCUUUGCGAUCGGUAUGGUCCAAGGUUGGUCUUUGUGGGACUUCUUCUCUGCGGAGCGAUUCCCACGUCCAUGGCUGGCCUGGUUACUACACCGAAAGGACUGAUUGCACUGCGGUUCUUUGUGGGAAUACUGGGAGGAACAUUUGUUCCAUGCCAGGUGUGGUGCACGGGAUUUUUCGACAAGAAGAUUGUCGGCACUGCCAACUCCCUCGCUGGAGGCUGGGGUAAUGCAGGUGGCGGAAUCACAUACUUCCUCAUGCCUGCCAUCUACGACUCUCUCGUCCAUUCCAGCGGCCUCAGCUCCCACAAGGCGUGGCGGGUCGCGUAUGUCAUUCCCUUCAUCAUCAUCACCGCCGUCGCCCUGAGUAUGCUCUUCCUCUGCGAAGACACACCAACAGGAAAAUGGUCUGAACGACACCUUUGGGCCAAGGAGACCAAAGACAGCGCACCCACCAACGGCAACAUAGUCGACCUGAACACUGGCACUUUCUCAAGUGGCAUGACAACCCCAUACAACGCCGCAACGACCGAUAUCGAAGAGAAGGGCGCCCAAUCCCCUCAAAUUCAGGACAAAGAAACAUCGGUAAUGGGCCAGAUGGACUCGAUCUUCAAACAAGAAGUAGUCGUCGCCCCAACACGAAAGGAAGCCCUGAAUGUCGCUCUCAGUCUGUCAACAAUGGCCGUAGCGAUUCCCUAUGCUUGCUCCUUUGGAGCUGAGUUGUCUAUUAACUCUAUCUUGGGCUCAUAUUAUGAGAAAACCUUCCCGCACAUGGGUCAGACAGAGACAGGUCAGUGGGCUGCCAUGUUCGGACUUUUGAAUGUCGUUUUCAGGCCUGCUGGUGGUUUCUUCGGUGAUCUGGUUUACCGGUUGACAGACAGUGUCUGGUCGAAGAAGCUUCUUCUCACUUUUUUGGGGAUUUCCAUGGGCGCAUUCCAGCUGGCUAUUGGCUUGUCCAACCCGUCUACUCAGGCUUCCAUGUUCGGCUUGGUUGCUGGACUGGCUUUCUUCCUUGAAGCGUGCAACGGAGUCAACUUUGCCGUGGUACCUCACGUGCAUCCAUUUGCCAAUGGCAUUGUAUCCGGUAUUGUGGGCGGCUUCGGUAACCUUGGAGGUAUCGUCUUUUCUAUCAUCUUCCGGUACAACGGGUCAGAUUAUGGAAAGUCCAUGUGGAUCAUCGGUGCGAUAUCUUUGGCAGCCAACCUGGCUGUUUCCUGGAUCCCGCCUGUCCCCAGCCAAAGGCGAUCUUAA